AUGCUCCCUAACUGUUUUUCUUUCUCCAUCCUAGUCUGCUCCCAGUUCUCAAGAGGGGUCUUUGCGAUCUUCGGGUUCUAUGACAAGAAGUCUGUCAACACCAUCACGUCGUUCUGCGGGACUCUGCACGUCUCCUUCAUCACGCCCAGCUUCCCGACGGAUGGAACGCACCCGUUCGUCAUCCAGAUGAGACCCGACCUCAAGGGAGCUCUUCUGAGCCUCAUCGAGUACUAUCAGUGGACCAAGUUUGCGUAUUUGUAUGACAGCGACAGAGGCCUAUCCACGCUGCAAGCUGUGCUGGACUCUGCGGCUGAAAAGAAAUGGCAGGUGACUGCCAUCAACGUAGGAAAUAUCAACAACGACAGGAAAGACGAAACGUACCGCUCCCUCUUCCAAGAUCUAGAGGUGAAAAAGGAAAGGCGAGUGAUUUUGGACUGCGAGCGUGAUAAAGUUAACGACAUUGUUGAUCAGGUUAUCACAAUCGGUAAACAUGUAAAAGGUUACCAUUACAUCAUUGCAAAUCUGGGAUUUACUGAUGGAGAUUUGUCAAAAAUUCAGUUUGGAGGAGCUAAUGUCUCAGGAUUUCAGAUAGUUGACUAUGAUGAUCCUCUAGUAUCAAAAUUUAUACAACGUUGGUCAACACUAGAGGAAAAAGAGUAUCCAGGUGCGCACACCAGUACAAUUAAG
This is a messenger RNA of Tinamus guttatus (white-throated tinamou), 687 nucleotides long. The record is from RefSeq and is a predicted model, not a curated record. Lineage: Eukaryota; Metazoa; Chordata; Aves; Tinamiformes; Tinamidae.